ACACACACACGCUUACACACACACACACACACACUGCGCUCACAUCCCCCCCCUCUUCUCUGCUCUUGCCGUGUUAUCCGUGUUUGGAUCCAGGGUGCUUGUUGGAGCAAGAAGUGGGAAGCAAACAAACACACCCCCUCUUUCCUCCCCGCAGAGGCUUCCCCCGAGCGGAAGGAGCAAGUGAGCGUGAGAGGAGGAGAGAGGCCAUGGUCCUCCUCCUCCCCUUCCCCCUUCACCGUCGCGCCGCCACGCGCCAAAGCGGUGCCACCAUGCCCUGGCACUGGUUGGCGCUAGCCCUGGUGCUGGUGCAGUGGGUGAGCCCUGGCACGUGCCAGCGCGGGCCUGACCCGUCAAAGUACCCGACGGUCACCACCAACUACGGCAAGCUGCGGGGCAUCAAGAAGGAGCUGAACAACGAGAUCCUGGGGCCCGUGGAGCAGUUCCUGGGCGUGCCGUACGCCACCGCGCCCAUCGGCGACCGCCGCUUCCAGCCGCCCGAGGCACCCGGCUCGUGGCAGGAGGUGCGCAACGCCACGCAGUUCGCCCCCGUGUGCCCGCAGAACAUCCACGGCGUGCUGCCUGAGAUCAUGCUGCCCGUGUGGUUCACCGACAGCCUGGACGUGGCCGCCACCUAUGUGCAGAACCAGAGCGAGGACUGCCUCUACCUCAACGUCUAUGUCCCCACGGAGGACGGUCCACUCACAAAAAAACACGAUGAAUCUUCGACGAACAGGCCGAAAGAUGAAGACAUCCGAGACCGCCGGAAGAAACCAGUCAUGCUCUUCAUCCAUGGGGGCUCCUACAUGGAAGGCACUGGGAACAUGUUUGACGCCAGCGUCCUGGCUGCCUACGGCAACGUCAUCGUGGUGACCAUGAACUACCGUCUGGGCGUGCUCGGCUUCCUGAGCACGGGCGACCAGUCAGCCAAGGGCAACUACGGGCUCCUGGACCAGAUUCAGGCGCUGCGCUGGCUCAACGAGAACAUCGGCCACUUUGGGGGCGACCCCGAGCGCAUCACCAUCUUCGGCUCGGGGGCCGGGGCCUCCUGCAUCAACCUGCUCAUCCUUUCGCACCACUCCGAAGGUAACGCAGGGACGGGAUUGUUCCAGAGAGCCAUCGCCCAGAGCGGCUCGGCCAUCUCCAGCUGGUCUAUCAACUACCAGCCCUUGAAGUACACUAAGAAUCUGGCCCGCAAGGUGGGCUGCACCUACGGCGAGACGGCCGACCUGGUCGACUGCCUGCGCCGCAAGAACUUCCGCGAGCUGGUGGACCAGGACAUCCAGCCGGCCCGGUACCACAUCGCCUUUGGCCCGGUGGUGGACGGAGACGUGGUGCCGGACGACCCGGAGAUCCUCAUGCAGCAGGGGGAGUUCCUGAACUAUGACAUCCUGAUUGGCGUGAACCAGGGAGAGGGUCUCAAGUUUGUGGACGACGGAGGCUCCGAGAGCGAGGAGGGCAUUUCAGCGGCGGCGUUCGAUUACACCAUCUCCAACUUUGUGGACAAUCUUUAUGGAUACCCGGAGGGUAAAGACAUUCUCAGGGAGACCAUCAAGUUCAUGUACACAGACUGGGCGGACCGCGACAACGGCGAGAUGCGGCGCAAGACGCUGCUGGCGCUCUUCACCGACCACCAGUGGGUGGCGCCGGCGGUGGCCACGGCCAAGCUGCACGCCGAGUACCAGUCGCCCGUCUACUUCUACACCUUCUACCACCACUGCCAGACGGAGACGCGCCCCGAGUGGGCGGACGCGGCGCACGGCGACGAGAUCCCAUACGUGUUCGGCGUGCCCAUGGUGGGCGCCACCGACCUCUUCCCCUGCAACUUCUCCAAGAACGACGUGAUGCUCAGCGCCGUGGUCAUGACUUACUGGACCAACUUCGCCAAGACCGGGGACCCCAACCUGCCUGUGCCCCAGGACACCAAGUUCAUCCACACCAAGCCCAACCGCUUCGAGGAGGUCAUCUGGACCAAGUUCAACUCCAAGGACAAGCAGUACCUGCACAUCGGCCUGAAGCCGCGCAUCCGCGACAACUACCGCGCCAACAAGGUGGCCUUCUGGCUGGAGCUGGUGCCGCACCUCCACACCCUCCACGAGGAGAUAGUGAGCGCCACCACCCGCGUGCCCCCAGGCCCUGCCCGCACCCCGCACUGGAAGCCCGGCAGCCCGCGCACCACCCGUCACCCGUACCCCACCAUCCCCCCGGAGACGGACCCCUACGGCUCGGAGCGCCCGCGGAUCUCGCCGUUCCCGGACGACACGCGCGACUACUCGACGGAGCUGAGCGUGACGGUGGCGGUGGGCGCCUCUCUGCUCUUCCUCAACAUCCUGGCCUUCGCAGCGCUCUACUACAAGCGUGACAAGCGGCACGAGAUGCGGCGCCACCGCCUGUCCCCGCAGCGCACCAUGGGCAUGGGGAUGGGCAUGGGCAUGGGCAUGGGCAUGGGCGUCGGCGGCAUGGGGGGCGGCGGCGCCAACGACCUGGCACACAGCCAGGAGGAGGAGAUCAUGUCCAUGCAGAUGAAGCAGUCGGAGCACGACGUGCACCACGACAUGGAGCCGCUGCGCCCGCACGACAUCCUGCGGCCGGCGUGCCCGCCCGACUACACGCUGGCGCUGCGGCGGGCGCCCGACGACGUGCCACUCAUGACACCCAACACCAUCACCAUGAUCCCCAGCUCCAUCACCGGCAUGCAGCCCCUCCACGCCUUCAACACCUUCCCCUCCACCGGGCACAACAACACCUUGCCCCACCCACACUCAACCACGCGGGUAUAGUAGCACCCCCUUCCACCAGCCC
Clupea harengus (Atlantic herring) is the source of this 2799-nucleotide messenger RNA. RefSeq names its product neuroligin 2a (gene nlgn2a). The record is from RefSeq and is a predicted model, not a curated record. NCBI's taxonomy places the organism in Eukaryota, Metazoa, Chordata, Actinopteri, Clupeiformes, Clupeidae. Gene Ontology annotation, cellular component: membrane. Gene Ontology annotation, molecular function: neurexin family protein binding.